Molecule: messenger RNA, 8451 nt
Organism: Epinephelus lanceolatus (giant grouper)
Lineage: Eukaryota; Metazoa; Chordata; Actinopteri; Perciformes; Serranidae
Product: phosphatidylinositol 4-kinase beta-like
Biological process (GO): phosphatidylinositol-mediated signaling; phosphatidylinositol phosphate biosynthetic process
Cellular component (GO): membrane; cytoplasm
Molecular function (GO): 1-phosphatidylinositol 4-kinase activity
Source: RefSeq, a predicted model, not a curated record
UAAAGCAAGCAGAGUCGAGCGGAUCCGUACAGAGCUAGGCUAUAAAUCCCCGAUCAGAUGGACCUCUACAGAAUCUGAAAAGCCGGACUAAAACUCGGACUAAAGACCCGAACUAAACCCUGGAUCAAAGACCUCGAUUCAACCCGGAAACUCCCGGAACGGAAACCGGAUCAAAGCCCGAGUCUCGGCACAUUUAGAUUGGAGUGAAGACGCCUCAUUGCUCGGGCCUGCUCCUCCAAAAUGGCCGACACAGAGGUCUCCUUGUCCCCGGCUUUGCGUCCGCUCCACCUUAGCCCCUCCCACUCAGCACCACCUCUUCCACCUGCCUCCUCCACCUCCCCCACCACCUUCUCCUGCCCCUCCUCCCCCUCCAGUGCCUCAUCUACCUCCUCUUCUUCAUCAUCUUCCUCAUGCUCUGAAAGCUCCUCUGACUGCCCAGUCCACCACCACCACCACCACCGUCAUCAUCAUCAUCACCCCCGCCCCCAGCUGCAACUGCCCCCACCUUCCCACAGCGAGCAGCCUUCCUCCCCCAGCGCCAGCCCCCGCAGCUCCAGCCCUAGCGGGAGCAUCGGCAGCACUGGCAGCCUCGGCAGCAGCGCCAGUGAGGGCAUCGGCAGCAGUGGCAUGUCGAGUACCGGCGACCCGCGAGGCCCCAGCCCCCCGCUGGACGUCAUCUCAGAGGAUGCCAUGGAGAUGGACCUGGGGGUCGACCAAGUGAUCGACCCAGAAGUUGCUCUGAAGGCUUGCCAGGAAGUCCUUCUCAAGGUCAAGCUGCAAAACAGAGAAGUGCCUGAACAGCAACAAGUUGACAACAAACAACAACAACAGGACGAUCAACAACAACAACAACAACAACAUUACACAGACUCAACAGAGUGCUCCAGCCCACAGUGGCACAUCAGCCCGGACACCAGCUCCAUCAAAGAGGAGGAAGAGGAGGAAGAGGAGGAAGAGGUGGAGGGGAGUUGUAGGAAGGAUGGGGGUAAACAAGGCGAUACCUACCAGCAAAACCCACCUCCUGCAGCACGGCCAGAGUCCUCCUCACUGCUGUCGGCAUCAUCAUCAUCAUCAUCAUCUAAACAGUCGUGGCUGCUGCGCCUGUUCGAGUCCAAGCUGUUUGACGUUUCCAUGGCAAUCUCCUACCUGUACAAGUCAAAGGAGCCAGGGGUGCAGGUGUACAUUGGAAACCGCCUCUUUAGCUUCCCCGACAGCGAGGUGGACUUCUACCUGCCGCAGCUGCUCAACAUGUAUGUGCACAUGGACACCGAGGUGGGAGAUGCCAUCAGACCGUACCUGAUCCACCGUUGCAGAGGUGAGAUAACCUUCUCACUGCUGACGGCUUGGCUGCUGGGUGCUUACUCCUCUGACAUGCACAUCUCCACCCAGCGUCACUCCAGAGGCACCAAACUCCGAAAACUCAUCCUGUCUGAUGAGCUCAAACCUUCAGCUCCUCCACCAGAUGCUCACAGAGCAGUUUCAGCUUCUGUUUCUGAAAGCCCGGUGUCCUCGCCAACCCACCGUCGCUGCCACCGAAGGCACAACAGCAGCAACAUGGAAUCUGGCCCCUCCUACUCUACGGCUGGCCCAGACAGCCCUGUACAGGGAGAGGUGGAAGUGUUUGUUUCUCCAUCCAGGAGGACCCACCAGAGAUCCAAGUCAGACGCCACCAUGGCAAGCAGCGGGCCCGGCUCCGGCCUCCGACGGACAGGAAGUAACCCGAAAGUGGAGGCUGUCCAUGAGGAGCCGGAGCGUUUGCGUCCUCAGAGGGAGCUGGUCAAGUCUCUGCUCUGCAUUGGGAAGCGUUUGGCAACACUGCCCACCAAAGAGCAGAAGACCCAGCGGCUGAUUUCAGAGCUGUCGCUGCUCAACCACAAGCUGCCGGCCCGAGUGUGGCUGCCCACCGCCGAGCACCAGCACCACGUCUGCAGGAUCCCACACACACAGGCUGUGGUGCUUAACUCUAAGGACAAGGCUCCGUACAUCAUCUACGUGGAGGUGUUGGAAUGCGAGAGCUUCGAGACAUCUCCAGUUCCUGUUCGGAUCCCAGAGACGAGGAUCCGCUCAGCUCGCUCCGCGGAGAACCUGGACUGUGGUGGUGGCAUCACUGUGGCUAACACUAAUGGUGGCAGCGGGAUGACGUCAGAGCACAGAGCAGGAAGUUUCUCCACCGUCCCCAACUACGACAAUGACGAUGAGGCGUGGGCCACCGAUGACAUCGGACAGCUGCAGGUGGAGGUGGAGGCUCAGACCAGCAGCUCUGAUAACAUCAGUCAGUUUUCAGUCGACAGCAUCACCAGUCUGGAGAGCAAAGAGCCGGUUUUCAUUGCCGCCGGAGACAUCAGACGUCGUCUGUCGGAGAACCUCGCUCACACUCCGACUUCAUUCAGGAGAGACCCUGAGGAUCCGUCAGCUGUCGCCCUCAAAGAACCCUGGGAGGAGAAAGUCAGGAGGAUCAGAGAAGGCUCUCCAUACGGUCACCUGCCAAACUGGCGACUGCUGUCUGUCAUUGUGAAGUGUGGAGACGACCUGAGACAAGAGCUGCUGGCCUAUCAGGUCCUUCGACAGCUGCAGUUGAUCUGGCAGCAGGAAAGAGUUCCUUUGUGGAUCAAACCGUAUAAGAUCCUGGUGAUGUCAUCAGACAGCGGGAUGAUUGAACCCGUUCUCAACGCUGUCUCUCUGCACCAGGUGCGUAAACAGAGUCAGCUGUCUCUGCUGGACUACUUCCUGCAGGAACAUGGCAGCUUCACCACAGAAGCUUUCCUUACCGCUCAGAGGAACUUUGUCCAGAGCUGCGCCGGAUACAGCCUGAUCUGUUAUCUGCUGCAGGUCAAAGACAGACAUAACGGGAACAUCCUGCUGGACUCUGAAGGUCACAUCAUCCACAUCGACUUUGGCUUCAUCCUCUCCAGCUCUCCUCGUAACCUUGGCUUUGAGACGUCUGCAUUCAAACUCACAUCAGAGUUUGUUGAUGUGAUGGGUGGCCUGGACGGUGACAUGUUUAUCUAUUACAAGAUGUUGAUGCUUCAGGGUCUCAUUGCUGCCAGGAAACACAUGGAGAAGGUGCUGCAGAUAGUGGAGAUAAUGCAGCAAGGUUCCCACCUGCCAUGCUUCCAUGGCUCCAGCACCAUCCGAGGUCUGAAGGAGCGUUUCCACAUGUCUCUGACAGAGGAGCAGCUUCAGCUGCUGGUGGAGCAGCUGGUGGACGGAUCCAUGCGCUCCAUCACCACAAAACUCUACGACUCCUUCCAGUACGUCACCAAUGGCAUCAUGUGACCUGUGACAACAACAGCUUGUUCAGACACUGAUGUUUAAACUUUUACCAGCUGCUUUUGUUUGGAUUCAGCAGACUUCUGAUCUUCGCUGGAGUCGGAGAAUUUAAAUAUUCAUGGCGCUGUUGGGAAUUACUGGAUUUGAUUUUCUCGUUAACCUCCAUUCUGUUUUUCCACGUCUGUCUCUGCAGUCUUUAACGGAUUUGUUUUGAAUGUGAUGGACUGAUCGGCACAACAAUGAGCUGAUCUGAUUUCAUGUGAUCUCUGAUUUGGUGUUCUAAAUUCAUUGGCAGCUGGACAAGUACAUCAUUUGGGACUUUUCCAGGUCGGGUUUUACAUCCUCUGAAGAAUUACACCUGGAAGAGAAAUGUAAAACUGGCUGGAAGCAUCAGAACUCAAGGUUCAUCCUGAGAUAAAUCUCAUCAAAAAACUGUUUAUUGACUUCUAUGGCAUUCUACUGGAUUUUACUCUGAACCAGCACACGCUUGAGCUCAGCUCAGCUCAGCUCAGAGUGUUCAGAUACAGAAUGUUUGUCGUGUUUGGAUCAGUUUUGAAGGUAAACGAUUCAUUGAAGGAGAGAAAUGAUAACUUGAUUACUGAUACAUUAAUUUAGUCAGUUAUUGACUCAAACUUCGUAGGGUACAGGCACAUCAGUAAAAUGACAAAUUGGGAUUUUCGGCUGCUGAUCAGACAAAAACAUUUGUUAGGUGUUUAUAUUUUAAAAGUAAUUCUGGCAACAAACUUUACUCAACAACUACAGAAGCCAAUGGAACUAAUGAACAGUACCAAGAUAGCCCAAUAUUUCACUGUUAUGUAGUUAAUUUAGAUUUUGAAUCCUCAGAAAACCACAAAUCAUUUAACUUAUCUGCUAGAACUCCAAUUAGAAUAAAGUUUGACAGCAGCUUAAAAAUUUGAAUAACAUUUUUUUUCCAACCCUACAAUAUUCAAUAGCUUUUACGGUGAAAGAAUAAAAUCUGAGUGACAGUCCGUUCUGUCACCUCUAUGUUUGGUUGUUCUUAAAGAACAGAGCAGUGAGAAAAACACUACAUUACAACAUUAACUUGAUGUUGUUUUCUCUGGAUGUUCAGAGAAAAGACAAAACAGCAAAGAAAGAAAAGUGACUGAAAAUAAUACCACUCUUUAGUUUGAAGUGUUAUCUGAGACCAGUUUAUCUUCCAACAGAAUUGCUUGAUGUGUUUAGUUUUGUUUUCACCAGACAUUUAUCACAAUUGUAUCUAAAAAAAAAAAAGAAAAAAUUAGAAUCUAAUUUGAGUUUACCCUGGAAGCUAAUUCCAGGGUUCUCCACUGUUUGGCUUCAUGACUUUUCAUCUAGCACCACCAUGAAGUCAGAAGUAUUAAUCCAAUACAAGUUCAUGGCAAGAAAUAAAUGGCUAAAUAGCCUUAGCUGUACUUGAAGCAUGUGAAGUAUUAGCACUUGCUAACUGUGAGCAUGCAUGCUAAAAGUAGUACGCUAAAUGCUUGAACCUCUCAAAGCUGCAUGUGGGCCUAAGUGCUUAGGUGUUCGUCCACAUUAGUGUGACUUUUUUAUACUUUUAGAAACAUGAACUUAAAUUUUUACCUUUUCAUUUUAGAUCAGCUAAUUGAAGAAGAUAUUGAAGGAAAUUUGAAUAGUCAUUUUGCACAACUACAAUUCCAACCUAACAAGCUAAACAUCAUUUGCUUAACACCAGCAUCCAACAGUAGCUAUCAAGAAUGUGAACAUGCUAAUGUUAGCAUGCGCCUAUAGUUGUUUUUUAAAUCCAAAUAUAAACUGUGACCCUGUUUUCAGUAUAAGAACGAAGGCAUUGUUGAAAGUUACAUGUUUUAUGUUAUAUGCUCGGAUUUUCCUCCCGAGUGCUGCGCUCAGAGUUGAAAUUAUUUGAACUUUGACCGUGCCACUGCGCCGCAUCUGGCGGUGAGUGAAGCGUGUUGUUCUUAUCACGUGAAGGCGGUUGCAGGGGGGCUGAAGCCCAUCCCAGUUGACAUUGGGCAAGUGGCAGGGUACACCCUGGACAGGUUGCCAGACUAUCACAGGGCUGACACAUAGAGACAAACAACUAUUCACACUCACAUUCACAUCUACGGGCAAUUUAGAGUCACCAGUUAACCUGCAUGUCUUUGGACUGUGGGAAGAAGCUGAAGUACCUGGAAAAAACUCAUGCUGACAUGGGGAGCACAUGCAGACUCUGCACAGAAAGUCUCCCCCACCGUGGGUUCAAACCAGGAAUCUUCUUGCUGUGAGGUGGCAAUGCUAACCACUGCAUCACUGUGCCGCCCAAAAGAAACAGGAUGUAUUAUGAAUUAUUAAUUCACUAACAGGCCAAAACCUAAGGAACUAAAAAAGUUGAAUAAACGUGACAAGUGUCUGGUGAAAAAAGAUAACCAAUUAAAAUGUAAUGUGUCAGCUCAUCAAUUUAUUUAAUCUGCAUGUUUGUCACUCAGUUAUUUUAUUUUUUUUCCAUGUAGUUUCAGUUUAAGAAAGGUCCCUGUUUAAUUUCAUUUCAUUCACUCAGUUCUGUGUAUUUUUGAGUUUCAGUUCACUAUACGACAUGAUGAUGAUGCUAUCAUUAACAAAACUCUACGAUGUUGAAUUAAAAAAUAACCUUUAUAUGGAUGAGCAGUAACAGAGCAGACAGGUUUAGGUUAACUGUUUUCCUCCCCUGAGAUUCCACCUUACCUGAACGGUUCCCUGCCCUUUUUUGAGCCAAAAUGGCUACCAAGCAGUUAAAUGAUUUGUUGCAGCAGAUUUAUGCACGAACCUCCUCAUCCAUUUUCCACUAACUGUAUAUCUGUGUAUAACUCGGAGCUGAAAUAAUGUGUUACAGUUACGUGUCUGUUAAUGAUAUAUUUGCAUAUUUAACAAACGCUCAAUAUUCUUCCUCCCUGAUUGGCCCCCAAACUACAUUCCUGUGAUUAACUUUGGCCAAUCAGGAGAGGCGGCUCUGCGGAUCGGCUGAAUGAGAGCGAGAGACACUAAAUUUCUGUUUGACAGAAAGUUUAUUUUUCUUUAUGAGGAGAUCAGUUUCCUGAAUAUGUGAAUGUUUUUAUACAGAAACAGUCCACUAAAACAAAUUGUUUUUUUUCAGACAGAUGUGUUCUCAGUAUUGAUGAGCAAAUGGUUUCUUGUCUGUACUUACAGUUACAACAAUGUUGUAACUAAUGUUGGAAACACUUUCAAUGGCUUUAUUCCAGUGAAAUACUCCAGUGUAUUAACAUGUUGUUUUUACAUAAAGAAAUACUGCAUUUUUGUCUUUGAGAUCUGAGAUUAAGUGGGAUUUUUUGUGUAUUUGUAAACACUCUUUAGUUAACUCACUCGAUUAGGUGGCAAACAGUUUGUUCAGUUCUGUAACUGCAGUUUGUUCCUUUAUUUUAAAUAUAGCUGCAGUUACAAACAUCACGUAUAGAGUGCCCCAGGAAUGAGUCCUAAAACCUGAAAAUAAGUUAGCAUUUUACCACUCCUUGUUCUUGCUUUAAGAGACUGUGUGGAAAUGACACAAACAUACUUGGCUAGCAACCAUUUUAGGCGAGUUAUUGUCAUUCUAAUGGUUAAAGAUUCUAAUGGUUAGCUCCUUUUUAACUAAAAGUUCCUGUUUUAUCUCAUAAAAAUGUAUACGUUGUGUUAUAUAUGCAAAUUAAUAUUUUUUAAUGCAAGGCAGACAAUUUAAAGUCACAUAGCCCUUUAAUUAAUGCUACCUUCUAGCUAACAAGCUACUGUUGUACAUGAGCAGUGACUAUAGACUAUAGACUAUAUACACACUACAGUCUACAACAGCAGUGUUGAAUAAUAAUACAUUAUUAUCUACAAACUGUAUUUACUGUACUUUCAAUCAAUAUUCCCAGACCACUGUUUCUUCUUAGUCAUUAGUUUGACAGUGACUUAGCUAAAAUGGUUGCUAGCUUGUUAUAUUUUUCUAUUUUUCUCCACAGUCUAAUGUAAUGUUUUUUUGUUUGUUUGUUUUUGUUGUUUUUUUUUUUUUUGUCUGUCAAGCUUAAUUUUAAUUAUUUUUAUCAAUUAGUAGAAGGGCUAAAGCGUGUAGCUGACAAGCACAAAAGUGGAGUACAAGAGCAGUGCCUAGCUUGUUAGCUAGUUAAUGACAAACCUGAACACUCUAACAAGCUAGUUAGCCAACUAAAAAUAAGUUUAUUAUUUUUUUAAACACAUAAUUUCAUUUUAACUUUUUGCUUUUUUUAAAAAAAAUUUGAUUUAAUUUUAGUUUUAUUUUUUAAAAGAACAACUUGUUAACAAUCACAACAAGCUGUUUUCUGUUAGCAUCCUGGUGGAAAUUUACAUUUUAUAAACUAACCACAUGAUUAAAAAGAUAUUAUAAAAACUCUUCACUGGAAUAAAGCCAAUAUUUGGUGUUGUCAUUAACAUCUAGUUGUUUUUGGUGUUUUGACCACUAUUUAAGCACAGAUCUGUUAAUGUAAAAGCAGCAUCCUGUUACUGCCUGCUAACCAUUAGCCUGCUACUUAUAUGCCACCGCGCUUGACCAAGAUGCAGCUGUGACUAAAGUUUACCAGAUAAGCAACUUAAAUAGCAAAUCUUUCUUGUUCUUUUCAUUUGUGGAUAUGUAUGUAUGUAAAUGAACUGAGUUAGUUUUCUUGUGAGAAAAAAUAGAUGCCUUGAGAUGUACAGAAGGUACAAACUCUUAUCAAUGCAACCUGAGGGACGAAGGAGUUCGGGUCUCGGACCUGAGAAGUGCUUUUAUAUCUUAAGUCUGACCGCUUCAGGGACGAGUUUUGAUACUCAGAUGUGUUUAUCUCCUACACUGGUCUAGACCGAAGUAAUGUUAAUUUUAAUUUACAAGUUACUGUUGUCACAUUUAGACAAUAAAAACAUUUAUGAUGGCUAAAAUAACUAGUAGGCUCCUUUUUGAAGAAGUAUCCCCUGAUAUUGUCUCUAAAAUAAUAGCUAUUAAAUUAUUUUUUCUUUUUUUUCCCUGAGUGUGGUCUGGUGAAUCCUGGGAGGAAAACACUGCGGUCUGUUGAAACUCGUCCCUGCUACUAAAAACCUUUCAUUGCCUUGUUUCUUCGUUACAUCAGCUCGAACACAUUCAAGAAUUUCAAUGUGAAAAACUCUUAAAGUGCAGUUAUCCUGAAUGAAAAUGUUUUCUGUCAUUUGUAAAAGGUUCCUCCAUGUUUUUAACUUUAGUUGGUACUAAACAUUUAACACUGUAAA